UGUAACAGGAAGAAACAUUUUACCAUUUCAGUUAACGAUGGAAAGGUUUAAAUGCGAGCCGUGUAGCCAGUUAAAAAGAUAUAGAAUUGGAGAAUAUUGGUGUAUAUCGUGCCAAGAACCUUUGUGCAAAACAUGCUUUAACUAUCACAACGCCCUUACUGCAACAAAAGAACAUAACAUGAUUUCUAUUGAGAAAUAUAAAUGUGUUUUGCGAACACUUGCUGAAAUACAAUUCACAUGUAAUGAACAUCAAGAAAAAGAUCUGCAAUACUUUUGCAAGUCUCAUAAUUGUCCUUGUUGUGUUUUAUGUAAAGAUUAUCGUCAUCAGUUAUGCCAAAGUGUUGUGCAGAUAAAAGAUGUUAUAGAAAUCGGUAAUAUAAAGGAAGUGUGUGACAAUUUUUCUGUCCGAAUAGAGAAGAACUUAAACAAUCUGAAAAUGCUUACAGUAAAUGCAAACACAAACAUUUCAGAACUUGCUAUGAAGAAGCAAAUGUGUUAUGAAAAUUUGCAGACUAACAGGGAGCGUAUUGAAAAGGCCUUAGACAAUUUCGAAUCGGAGACAAAAAGAGAAAUUGAGAAGUUAUUUCAAGCACAAGAAGACGACGUUCUUAGGCAACGAGGUGACUUUUUAGAAAAAACUAAAGAAAUUGAAAAACGUCGAAACAUUAUUGAAGAUAUAUUUGGUAUAAACAUAAUUCCAAAUGAAAAGCUAUUUUUACUACAACAGAAAUUAGGAAGAGAACUACACGACGACGAGUCUGUAAUCGAAACAUUCAUAGCUUCGUCAUCAAAACUAGAUUGCAACUGCAUAAUCGAUACUGAAAUUGAAGAGGGAAAUUAUUCCAUGAAGAUGACAAAAAUGUUUGAAUUUAAGACGAAACCAUUUCAUCAAAUUGUUGAUAAUGACAGUGAUCUGGAAACCUCUUCAAGCAUAGAAUCAGAGGAAAAUCUAACUAAGAUGAAAAAUUCCCCAGGAUAUAGAGUUCUCCCUUUACCUCCUUGCAGUGAAAUUCGCAAAAACAAAGCGUUAAGUUACAAAAAUCAUUUCAAAAUAAAAAAAAACGAUAGUGUGGCAGAAAGUGAUAUUCAAUUUAUCAAAGUCAUUCAUAGAAAUCGUGUUCUUAUUGGUGGAAAUGCCAUGAAGAAGUUAUUAGUGUACAAUAAAUCUGGAGGUAGAAAAGGUGAAAUUCAUAUGGAAUUUCCGGCAACUUCGGCUGUUAUUAUCGACAGAAACACAGCAGCCGUAACGGCACACAAAGCCGUCGUAAUUGUUGAUACAACCUCGUACAAGUUCAAAGGACUAAUCCCACUUAGAGACAUAUGUAUUGGUAUAGCAUUUAUUAACGGAUUUCUUGUUGUUAAUUGUGAAGAUCGAGGAAUACUAAUUAUGGACCUGAAAGGAAAAAUAAGUAAAACAUUUUCACUAAUAAAAGGUGCUAUGCUAUUUUGUUCAAUAACCACUGAAACAAUAGCAGCAGUUCAGCUUUACUCGUCCAAAUUAAUUUAUCUUAAUAUUAACUCCUCAGAUAUCAAAACCAGCAAGAUGGAAACUUUUAGAAACAUUAACUGUGUCACAUCUGAUUCAAGUGGGAGCCUUUUUGUUUCGUCCUGCAAUCAAAACAAAAUUGGUGUAGUUAAUAUUUCACAGGAGAGUUGUGUAUUAUUGUUGAAUGGAAAUGAAAGAAUUGAUAAUCCGCUUAGUGUUGACUUUGACAGCGAAUCGAAUGAACUGGUUAUAUUAAAUAACAAUGGACGUACUGUUUUCAUAUUUGAACGAAACAUUUGAAUAAUAAAUUGAAUGUUGAGGGAUCAACUCCAGUGGCAAAUUUUUAAUGCUGAUGUUUAAGGUCGAGAACAAAUUAAUAAUUCAUAAAAUAGGUAGGGUCUACAAGGAAGAUCAACCGGAAUGAUGAUAUAGUAGAAAGGGACAGACAUUUUGAAUUGUAACAGGUCAACUACGAACCCUUCUUAAAGUUGUUGCAAGGUGCAGAAAGCGGAGUGCUUGUACUCGCAGUACAUAAGACAUUGGAUUUAAUGUCCCAUUCCAAAAGGACGUUGCUGCGUUUUUAUACAUCACGGACACCCAAAACUAAUGACGAGUAAGCCAAUGUUUUUACUUCAUGUUCAAAAACAUUUUUCAAAAAUUCAUUUAAAAUAUCCUUGAGCGAAUGCAACUGUUUUAGCAUUCAAUGUGUAUUUAAGUUGAAUGAUUUCUGUAUACAGUAUUUACAGCAAAAAGACCUUUUCAUAAGUGUAUUCAUAUAUUAGAUGAGCAUAAGCUGGCAAAUUCAUUACCACUGAAUUGACUUAAGAUCUUUAAUUGUAUUGUGAACAAUACUCUAAUACAUAGAGACAAAUUUGUACUUGAAAGUUCAUUAAUAGACUUUACAUUUUGUUAUAAAAUCAUAUUUGACAAUUUCGUAACUGUAUUACUUCAAUUGCGCUUAAAUAUGUAUCCUGCAACAAAUCAAAGACAAAUCAUUCUAUUCAGAUCUACCAAUAUUAUCUUCUUUAAAAUUAUAUUUCAACUUUAGUCUUAUUGAAAGCUUUAAAAUAAGCCAAUAAAAAAAUAGGGUCACCGACCUCGUUUUCGAUUUAAAACGCCAUCUUUUUCGAAGAAUUUGGAAAUCGGAACUUGCAGUUCUUUGCCAUUACAUUUCUGUAAAAAGUCCGAAUCACUUGAAAAUUGCUUCUUUUGUUAACCUUAUUGUUUGUAGAAACUACAUUAUUGAUAAUGUCAUCUUUUUAGGAACAAAAGAUAGCGAUAAGUUGCUUGAACAAUUUUCCCGUCUUUUUAUUGUGAAAUAUCUAUGUUGAAUCCAAUAAUUUAAAAAAAGAUUGGCCAAUGUUUUUUCCAGAAGAAUUCAAUACAAUAUUCAUUUUUAUUUAUAAAUCAAAAUAAAAGAAAAAAAGUAGGGGCACUGUACCGGAUAAAAAGAUAUUUCGAAAUAAGAUUUAAAAAAAUGAAAUGGCGGGAACAAAUCACGCCAAUUCGGAAAGCAACGUUUUUAAACGUUAUAUAGAGUUGUUGAUGAAUUUCACGGGUUAGGGACCAAUAAUAUGCCCGUCAUUUUUUUCCGUUGUAAAUGUUGUUGUUUUUUUAAUUACAAUAAACAAAUGUUAUUAAUGUACA
Messenger RNA from Mytilus californianus (California mussel), 3133 nucleotides. RefSeq lists its product as uncharacterized. The coding region runs from base 38 to 1786 and encodes 582 amino acids. Gene Ontology annotation, molecular function: zinc ion binding; protein binding. NCBI's taxonomy places the organism in Eukaryota, Metazoa, Mollusca, Bivalvia, Mytilida, Mytilidae. The transcript has 2 exons. The record is from RefSeq and is a predicted model, not a curated record.